Molecule: messenger RNA, 673 nt
Organism: Cyprinus carpio (common carp)
Lineage: Eukaryota; Metazoa; Chordata; Actinopteri; Cypriniformes; Cyprinidae
Product: integumentary mucin C.1-like
Exons: 3
Coding region: 131-673 (180 amino acids)
Source: RefSeq, a predicted model, not a curated record
CCAAAAGCACAGGUGCAGCUGCAGGUGGAGGAGAUUCAAACAUAUAUAAGUCUGAUGGGUCACACACAGAAGACAGUGAAGACUGAGGAACAUUUGAAGACUCUCAUUCAUCGGUAUCUCCAACAAUAGAAUGAUUUCAGAGCAGAGAGAGAUGAAGAGUGUUCUCUCAGUGAAGAUGUUGGCUGUGUUGCCUCUGGUUCUGUUGGUGUCCAGUGUGACUGAGGGACGGAUUAUGAGUAAAUGUGAGCUAAAGGCCAAGCUGGAGGCUGCACGAUUUCAAGACUUUAAGGUCAUGGGAGAAAAAUUGAGCACAAAAGAUCUUGUCGCUAGACUUGUCUGCAAGGCUAAAGCCUCUGGCUUCAACACCAACUUCAUGAAAACCAUCAGCAACUACUAUGAAGAGAACAAUCCCGAUGACGCCCCACCUCAGUCAUCCACCUCCACCUUAAGGCCUACAUCAAUCUUCACUUCAAGGGCCACUAGCUCCACCUCAAGUACCACCUCAAUGUCUACAUCAAGUCCCACAAUAAGACCCACCACAUUUUCCACUUCAAAACCCACCAUAGGCUCCACCACAGGCUCCACCACAAGACCAACCACAGGCUCCACCACAAGACCAACCACAGGCUCCACCACAAGCCCCACCACAGGCUCCACCACAAGACCACCAUAG